CUCUUGUGCACUUCUCACUUUAUAUGUAUUUCACUUCGCUGCUUUGAGUCAUCUUGUACAGCUCCUCCCCCGUGAUUUCAGACCCCCAUUCUUGGUUCUAUCUAUUUUGUCAUUUACAGAACGAAGAUCCAGAUCUCGCUCGUAUGGCUGACACCGCUGCAGCCGUCCCCUUAUCGCAAGUAGGUGAACUCAAGUCCAUGGCCCGCGGGUUCCUGGUAUGCACUGAACGAAGUUAAUCCUCAAUUUAUUUUUAGGGGGCUGGGUAUGGAGUAGUUGUUGGUCUUGGGGCGCUCUUCGCCCUGGGAAUGAUUGGUGUCACCGAGGUCAUGAAGAGACGAGGCAACGUCGAAAAUUCUGAAGAGUUCACUGUUGCAAAGAGAUCUCUUGGGACGGGCUUAACAGCCGCCGGAGUCACAUCUUCGUGGACAUGGAGCACAACUCUUCUUUCUUCUGUCACCGUGGCCUAUGAAUAUGGUGUCGCCGGCUCAUUCUUCUACGCUGCCUGUAACAGCACGCAAAUUAUGAUCUUCAGCAAUUUGGCGAUUCAAUGCAAAAGAAAGGCACCUAAUGCCCGUACAUUUCUGGAGAUCAUCCGUGUGCGUUAUGGGACCAUCGCGCAUUUCUCGUUCAUGUUUUUUAGUUUAGCUUCCAACAUCUUGGUUGUGUCAUCUAUCUUGAUUGGUGGAGCAGCUGCAAUCAACUCGUUGACGGGGAUGAGUGUUUAUGCCAGUCUUUGGCUACUGCCUCUCAGUGUCUCGGCGUAUACUAUGCGGGGUGGGUUGAGAGCUACGAUUUUGACCGACUACAUUCACACCGCUAUCAUUUUGAUCAUAAUUCUGAUCUUCUGGUUCAAAGUCUACGCUAGUGGGACUCAAAUCGGCUCCCCAGGAAAGAUGUGGGACCUCCUCAUCGAAGCCGCGAAGCGGAACAACUAUUCAGCACCCACCAAGGAUGGAAGUUACCUGAGUAUCCGGUCCUUAGGCGCCCUCAAAUUCGCCAUCCUCAGUAUUCUCGAGUACACUGGUGUCGUCUUCCUAGACAAUUCUUUCCACCAAAAAGGUAUUGCAGCCGAUCCGGCAUCUGCUAUCCCCGGGUAUGUUCUCGGAGGGCUGGCUUGGUACGCAAUGCCUUUCACCUUGGCUACCACAAUGGGCAUUCUAGCUGUGGCGCUCGAAAAUACACCUGCGUUCCCCACGUACCCCAGAAGAAUGAACACCCAGGAAAUCGGUGCCGGCUUGGCUUUACCUUUUGCUGCUCAAACGAUUGCUGGUAAAGGCGGUGCCGGUGCUGUCCUCGUACUCAUGUUCAUGAGUUGCACCAGUGCUAUAUCCAGUGUCAUGAUUGGUGUCUCUACCGUUCUUUCCUACGAUGUCUACAAGACCUACAUCAAUCCAAAAGCUACUGAUAGUCAAGUUCUCCGCGCCGGACAUUGGUGCGUUGCGGGCUUUGCAAUAUUCAUGGCCGCCUUCGCCACAAUGCUUCACGGUAUAAAUAUUGAUCUGGGAUUCAUCUACAAUAUGACUGGUAUUUUUACGGGCUCAGCACUUCCCGCUCUAGUCGGGACCUUCUUUUCCUCGCGGCAAGGGGCUGUAGCAGCCACGGCCUCAAUCUGGACCGGCUUCUUUGCCGCUGUAAUAACCUGGCUCAACCUCGCCCAACGUUUCUCUGGAGAAGUCAGCAUCGCCUCAGUCGGUGCCACAGAUCCUUGUCUCUACGGCUGCAUCGCAGGUAUCGGUGCAGCAGCGGUCGUCACCAUAGUAGUAUCUAUCUUCGAAAACACCAAUUAUUCAUGGGAGUCCCUGGCGGCGAUUCGCUUGGUCGAUGACGAAGGAAAUGAUCGCGACGUCGCAUAUGCCGAUCCAACUUAUGAUCCGGAACGUCUUCGAAAAGCAGCUUAUGUUGCCCGUGCUAUCACAUUGUUCUUGUUCUUGGCUUUGUUUAUCAUUUGGCCUUUGACUCUGUACGGCACCGCGUACCAGUUCUCGAAGAAGUUCUUCACGGGAUGGGUCAUCGUAUCGCUCCUCUGGGCCUUUUUCUCUUUCUUCAGCGUCACUAUCUUCCCCAUUAUCGAGGGAAGACAUCUUCUUUGGUCCUGGGCGAGAGACCUCUUUGGAGGCAAGAGAGCCUCGGAAAAGCACGGUGAUGAGUUUGAUCACCAUCGUCAUGUCCAACAAUACGAUGAGUCUGAUAUUGGGGUUAAGGAGAAGGAAGUUGGUGUUAGUAAAACUGCGGCGUUUGGAUUGAAGGAGGAGAGUGAUUCUUAGAUAUCGGCUAUCGUGAUGUAGAAAAGGAAUGGGUUGGCGGCGGAGAGCUUAGAGGUUACAUGAGGAUGAGCAUAGUUUUCUCAAGACUAGACAUAGAGGC
Messenger RNA from Mollisia scopiformis, 2364 nucleotides. Its product is annotated as putative DUR3-urea permease. Bases 306 to 2264 code for a protein of 652 amino acids. The record is from RefSeq and is a predicted model, not a curated record. The transcript has 9 exons. Gene Ontology annotation, biological process: urea transmembrane transport; putrescine transport; spermidine transport. Gene Ontology annotation, cellular component: plasma membrane. Gene Ontology annotation, molecular function: urea transmembrane transporter activity; spermidine transmembrane transporter activity; putrescine transmembrane transporter activity. NCBI's taxonomy places the organism in Eukaryota, Fungi, Ascomycota, Leotiomycetes, Helotiales, Mollisiaceae.